UUCCCCGGAUUUGAUGACCUUUACUGCAAGUUCUGCUUCGUCUACGGCCAAGACUGGGUUCCCACAGCAGGUCUGGAAGAGGGCAUCUCCCAAAUCACCUCCAAGAGCGAGGUCGCACCCACCACACUCGUCUGGAACUUCCCCAUCGACAUUACCUUCAAGAGCACCAACCCGUCCGGCUGGCCACAGAUUGUCAUCAGCGUCUACGGACCUGAUUUUUUUGGAAACGACGUAGUCAGAGGUUAUGGAGCUGUUCAUGUUCCCUUCACACCUGGAAGGCAUACAAGAACUAUCGCUAUGUUUGUUCCAGAGUCCACAUCUAGGCUGCAGAAAUUUACAAGUUGGUUCACAGGGAGACGUCCAGAAUUUACUGACCCCAGAGUGGUAGCACAGGGAGAAGGAAGAGAAGUAACAAGGGUGCGAUCUCAAGGCUUUGUGACCAUUUCCUUCAACGUAGUCACCAAAGAUAUGAAGAGGUUGGGCUACGACGUCAGCCCGAGCGACAUGCAGAGCUCUUCUCUGGUGCCUGUUACAGAGGGAAUUCAUAAGCAUUGA
This is a messenger RNA of Antrostomus carolinensis (chuck-will's-widow), 555 nucleotides long. It is a transcript of the gene B9D1, whose product is annotated as B9 domain containing 1. The record is from RefSeq and is a predicted model, not a curated record. The annotation marks the transcript as partial. The transcript has 6 exons. Gene Ontology annotation, biological process: cilium assembly. Gene Ontology annotation, cellular component: MKS complex. NCBI's taxonomy places the organism in Eukaryota, Metazoa, Chordata, Aves, Caprimulgiformes, Caprimulgidae.